AUGCGCCGGCCACGCUGCCUUGCACCGUUUCUCCCACUGGCGCUGCUCCUGCUGCUGUUGGCGAUGCACUGCGCCGGUGGGUGCCUCGCUGCCGCUCCCGCCCUGAAACACCGCUGCAACUUCGACGAAGUGAUGAGGAAGAAUGGCCCGCCGCCGAUGGCGGCAGUGCGUGAGGUGCCUCGCAAAGGACAGAGCGCGAUGCGGGCGUACACCGCUGCCACACGAGAUGCGGAGAGUGACUGGAGUCCGAUCCGCAUCAGGGCUUUCGUUGUUGGUGUGAACGACACCAGCGUGACCUGCAUGAAAGCGGGGAAUGUGGUUCGGAGCUACGGUGGAAGGAUGAGAUGUGAAAAGACGCACCUGUUGACGGAUGCGAAGAUAAAGACUCUUGAAGAUUCUCUUCUUCCCAGAGCCAUCAAGCUGCACACCGAC
Messenger RNA from Trypanosoma rangeli, 432 nucleotides. RefSeq names its product surface protease GP63. The record is from RefSeq and is a predicted model, not a curated record. Gene Ontology annotation, molecular function: metalloendopeptidase activity. The transcript has a single exon. NCBI's taxonomy places the organism in Eukaryota, Euglenozoa, Kinetoplastea, Trypanosomatida, Trypanosomatidae. Gene Ontology annotation, biological process: cell adhesion; proteolysis. The annotation marks the transcript as partial. Gene Ontology annotation, cellular component: membrane.